UGUCCGGGGACGGCUCCCGGCAUAGGCCUGGGUCUCUGGGCGUUGAGGAGCUACCCACCGGAGGUGGGGGCCCCACUGCAUCAUCGGGGGCCCCCCUUCCGUCACAGCCCCCGGUGCACUGUGCAGCCCCCCCAACACGGGCCCAUGGUGUACCUGGCAGCGGCGCAGGGAGGCGGCGGGCUCACCGAUGGAAGUUGUCACAACUACUCUGAAGGUCAUAAACUUCUGCUGGGGGCGGAGGAGGCACUUUCUCCAGCAGGGUCGAGCUCCAUCUACAUGUGUAAGCUCUGCAACUUGUUCUCUCCCAGUCACUCGGACCUCCUGCUACACGUCACCGAAAACCACUCCAAGGAAGACCUGAGCUCGGAUCAUAUCAUUAUCCCACUAAGGCCGCUGGUGCCAUCAGGCAAGAACAAAGACGAGUUGUCUGUGGUGAAAAGGAAAAGAGGGCGUCCCAAGGGUUCCACUAAGAAGCCGUUUGCGGAGGAAGAGCCUGCAGAGAACAAUGGAAGCCUUCCCAAAGAAAACCAGCUGGAAGCCAAAGAAGCGCGUCUCUCCCCGGAGCCGUUACCCGACAACCUGGAAUGCCGGAAAUGCAGCAGAACCUUCUGUAACAUCAGGCAGCUGAAGAAACACAUCUGCAUCAUUGUGCUGAAUGAUGACGAUGACGUCACUCAAGGCAAUGACUUUGAGGGGAAGUUUAUACUGUCUGACUAUGAAAAGGAAAAGCAGACGAAGCGGUCGCGCCUUCAGAAGACUGAGAGAACUCUACAAUCGAAAGAGGCUGAGAAGACCCAGGGAGUGAAUCCCAUUGUCAGCGUCCUUCUGACUGCACAUGAAGCUAUUCCAGGAGCAACAAAAAUCAUUCCUAUUGAAGCUGCGGCCCCAGCGGCCGAGCCUGAGGCAAACGCUCAGCCGGCUGAUCCAGAGCAGGGGCAGAGAAGGGGAUACCAGGAGUACGCCAUCCAGCAAGUACCCCAGGAACAGUCUGCUAAUCCAAGCAGAGUAGGUCCGACCCAGCUGAAGAUUUUCACCUGUGAAUACUGCAAUAAGGUCUUCAAAUUUAAGCACUCGCUGCAGGCCCACCUGCGGAUCCACACCAAUGAGAAACCGUACAAGUGCCCCCUCUGCAACUACGCCAGUGCCAUCAAGGCCAACCUCAGCGUGCACAUGAGAAAGCACACAGGCGAGAAGUUCAGCUGCGACCACUGCUCCUUCAGCUGCCUCAGCAAGGGACACCUCAAGGUGCACGUGGAGCGCGUUCAUAAGAAGAUCAAGCAGCACUGCCGAUUCUGCAAGAAGAAGUACUCGGACAUCAAGAACCUCAUCAAGCACAUGAAAGAGACGCACGACCUGCUGGACAAGAAAGUGCUGGAGACCUUUGACGAGCUGAAGCUCCUCACCAGAGAGGGGAAGAGGCAGCUCCUUUACGAUUGUCACAUUUGCGAGCGCAAGUUCAAAAACGAGCUGGAGCGAGAUCGGCAUAUGCUGGUCCACGGUGACGAGAGGCCGUUUGCUUGCGAGCUCUGCGACCACGGUGCAACUAAGUACCAAUCCCUUGAGCUGCACAUCCGGAAGCACCCCUUCGUCUAUGUGUGCUCCCACUGUUUGAAAAAGUUUGUGAGCACCGUAAGACUAAAAGCUCACAUCAAGGAAUUUCACCCUGAUAUACGGGAGGACUCAGUUUUUAACGACUCCAUCAAUCAGAGUUUUUGUCUUUUGGAGCCUGGGAGCGACAUUCAGCAGGAGGCUCUCGGUACCAGUGCUGAAGAUGUCGCCAUGUCUUCCAUGCUGGAACCUCCGACCUGUGCACAGGAUCUGGAGCAAUCUCAGGACUUACGAGCACAACGUGGUGGCUUGCUUUCCAAAAUCCAUGAAGAGUCACUUGAGCGAGCAGAUAGUAUAACAGACUGCACCACAACAAAGCUGCCCGGCUCACCAAACCUGUCUUCUGAGGUGUCUCAUGAAGAGCUCUUCCACCAUUUGACAGAGAAGGAGAACAAUCAUUUAUAUGCUAAUCUAGGAAACGUACAAAGUGACAAUAACAGUUCGGGGGCUGUCAGUCAUGCUACAAGUGAAAUCUCCCAUUUAAAACCCACAGAGUUAGAAGGUUUUGCUGAACAGGUUGCAUUUGGACCUGAACAGAGUGGCAGCGAGCAAGGUGACCGGGAUAGCGCAGAUACCGGGCACCACAAACAGCUUCCCGCCCCGAACUCUGCGCCGGACAGCUCAGGGCAAACGGCUGCGUUUAUGGCGAUUCUGAACGGAUUGCAGAAGAGGCAGCUGAACACCGUUUUAUUUCAGAAAAUCAGGAAGAUUUAUGGUGAACUGGAGUGUGAAUAUUGUGGUAAGCUGUUCUGGUAUCAGGUCCAUUACGAUAUGCACAUCCGGACUCACACCCGAGAACACCUGUACUACUGCUCCCAGUGCAGCUACUCCUCCAUUACCAAGAACUGCCUGAAGCGUCACGUCAUACAGAAACACAGUAAUAUAUCCAUGAAGUGCCCGGCAGCGGGAUGCAACUACUCCAGCCCUGACAAGUACAAGCUGCAGUCCCACCUGAAGGUCCACACAGAGCUGGACAAGAAGACUUACUCUUGCCCGGCCUGUGACAAGUCGUUUUCAGAUGAUCGGCUUAUAAAGUCCCACAUCAAAACAAACCACCCGGAUAUUUCUGCAAAUUUAAUAUCCGAGGUUCUCGGACGCAGAGUUCAACUUAAAGGUCUGAUCGGGAAAAGAGCCGCAAAGUGCCCGUACUGUGACUCGUAUUUCAUGAAGAAUGGCUCAGAUCUACAGCGACAUAUAUGGGCCCAUGAAGGUCUGAAGCCAUUUAAAUGCACCUUGUGUGACUACGCCACUCGCAGCAAGAGUAACCUGAAGGCGCACAUGAAUCGCCAUAAUACAGAGAAAACUCACCUCUGCGAUUUGUGCGGCAAAAAGUUCAAAUCCAAAGGAACCCUGAAGAGUCACAAACUCCUUCACACGGCUGGGGGGAAGCAAUUUAAAUGCACAAUAUGUGACUUCACUGCAAUCCAAAAACCCCAGCUUCUCCGUCACAUGGAGCAACAUACCUCUUUCAAGCCAUUUGGUUGUGCCUUAUGCCAUUAUUCCUGCAAUAUUCCGGGCUCACUGAAGCGACACUACAACAAGAAGCAUCCUAAUGAAGAAUGCGUGAACUCCAGCUCAGGGGAGAUCUCCACUGAAGCCCUCGUCCUCCAAGGAGGCAUUAAGUGCCCUGUAUGCAGUUUCGUGUAUGGAACGAAAUGGGAAUUCAACAGACAUCUGAAGAAUAAGCAUAAUCUUAAAAUGGUGGAGAGCGACAAAGAGACGCGGUGGGAGUCUGUGGAUGUGACCGAGGAGAUCUCUGCCCAGUUCCUUCAUAUCACUGAAGCCGAAACAGAUGUUCAGGGAACGCAAACAGCUGUCGCCACUCUCCAGGACCUGCACUAUACCUCAGAAACAUGUGAUAAAUUUGACCCCACGGCUGUGAACAUACUCCAGCAGAUCAUUGAGUUGGGAUCGGAGUCCCACGACGCGGUGGCAUCGGUGGUCGCUAUGGCUCCCGGGACCGUUACAGUGGUGGAGCAGGUGACUGAAGAAGAGCGCUCGGCUAAUCGCACAGUGAUGAUCCAGGAGGCGCUACAGCAAGCCUCCGUAGGGUUGGGCGAGCAGCACCACCUAGUGGUUUCAUCGGACGACGUUGAAGGGAUCGAAACAGUUACAGUGUACACCCAAGGAGAGGAGGCUUCGGAGUUUAUAGUUUAUGUGCAGGAAGCCAUGCAGCCAGUGACAGAUGGUACCAUGGAGCACAUAUUGCAGGAAAUAUGAAAUGCCUCCAGAAAAUAUGCAAAUGUGCCUAUGAACUCCAGUUUACACUGUAAGGAAAACAUUUCCCCGGUACAAAUUCCCCAUUGUCUUCCCUAUAAUAAAUCCUCCCACAGCCAUAUUGGAAAGAUGUUCAAAGAAAGAAAAAAAAAAUAAUAGUAAUGAUCAUUUAUUCAAGACAGCAUUUGCCCAUCAGAUCCUACCUAAUGACUACCCCAAAGUCAUUUAGUAAUUGCAUUUUAAAUGACUGAGCAAUAAUUACAAAGUAACUCGUCUGGAAUCAGUCCUGGUGAUUGUUUACAUACAAUAAACUCCGUGCAUUUUGCCUGGCAUUCCUAAUUGUAAUUCAGCUCAUUUACGUACAUUCUUUUCAUUCACUGAUCUCUGCACACUUUUGUAAAUGAAAUAAAACACUGCACUUUGUUUGUUCAA
Molecule: messenger RNA, 4257 nt
Organism: Pseudophryne corroboree (corroboree frog)
Lineage: Eukaryota; Metazoa; Chordata; Amphibia; Anura; Myobatrachidae
Gene: ZFAT
Product: zinc finger and AT-hook domain containing
Exons: 16
Coding region: 145-3828 (1227 amino acids)
Biological process (GO): regulation of transcription by RNA polymerase II
Molecular function (GO): RNA polymerase II cis-regulatory region sequence-specific DNA binding; DNA-binding transcription factor activity, RNA polymerase II-specific
Source: RefSeq, a predicted model, not a curated record